Messenger RNA from Linum trigynum, 528 nucleotides. The record is from the annotation of a GenBank genome assembly. NCBI's taxonomy places the organism in Eukaryota, Viridiplantae, Streptophyta, Magnoliopsida, Malpighiales, Linaceae.
AUGGAGGGCGACGAGAUGCAGGGUCGGCUUUUGGAGCGGAGUCUUUCUGGGUCGUCUUUUGGAACGGAGGGCGACGAGAUGCUGGCUGGCUGGUCGCUCGGUGUCGUGGAGCUGACCGGAGGUGGUCGCGACGGGACGCAGUUGAGGGUGGAGGCUUCCUGUUCCUGGGUCGCGACGGGACGGAGGCUUGCAGCUGGGUCGCGACGUCACGUCGCAGAGAGGAGGGAACGAACAGCUACUCCCCGGCGACCAGCAACGAGAGAAGGUCGGUCGCCGUCGCGAUGGUCCGAGACUCCGUCGAUGGCGCGAUGGUCCGAGAGUCUCCGAUGGGCGAUGCCGCGAAUCGCGAUGGAAGGCUUUCACUUUACUCUCGAGGGAGAGGGAGGCGGCAGGCGGCAGAAUGAAGAGAGACUUUACCCAACCAGCAACCCUACAGACAGAGAACAGAAGCUCGCCUGGGCCGGGGUGAGUGGGCCGAGAGGCCAUGGGUUGGUCUGUCCCUGGGCUGGGCUUAUUUUGAGCCUCUAA